Nicotiana tabacum (common tobacco) is the source of this 1368-nucleotide messenger RNA. Lineage: Eukaryota; Viridiplantae; Streptophyta; Magnoliopsida; Solanales; Solanaceae. The record is from RefSeq and is a predicted model, not a curated record.
AUGGGUGACGUAGACAACAUCAACGAAAACGUCAAAGAUAUGGCACCUCCUGUGCCUGAGGCUGUACUAUAUGACUGGGCACAACCCACAGCUGACAAUAUGGCCACUACCAUUGUUGUGCCCACGAUACAAGCUGAAUCGUUCCAGAUCAUGAACAACAUGCUACACUUGCUGCAAAACAAGGGACUAUUUUCUAGGAUACCAGCCGAAGAUCCUCAGCAACACUUGAAGAACUUCCUGUCGAUUUGCAAAACUCAAAGGCAACCCAAUGUAACUCUGGAAGCAAUUAGGCUGUUAUUAUUUCCAUUCUCGGUGACAGGAGCUGCUCAAGUCUGGCUAAACUCACUCCUCAUAAACUCUAUAGAAACUUGGGAUGAGUUAGUCAAGCAAUUUCGCAUCAAGUUCCACCCGCCCAACAAAAUAGCUCAACAAAUUGAUGAGAUCAUGAGCUUUAAACAGAAACCAAUGGAGACACUGCAUGAGACAUGGAGCCGGUUUAAAGGAAUGUUGGUUAUAUGUCCACACCAUGGUAUUCCAAAUCAGAUGUUGGGACAACGAUUUUACAUGGGACUGUCAGAUAGCAUGAAGAACAUUGUAGAUGCCUCAGCUGGUGGGGCAUUUUUGAGCAAAACUUGGAGAGAAGGUCAGAGUCUGCUUGACAAAAUGGCUCAGAAUUCGGGGUGGACGACGAGAAAUGCACCUAUCACUCCAGUGGUGCACUCAGUUCCUUUUGACACAUCAAAUUCCAUGGCUGAAAAUCUGGUGACCCUCUUGACACAGAUGAGCAUACUCACCAAAAAGGUGGAGGAAUCAGGGCAAAAACAGCAAGUGCACAUUGUAGAUACUACCAAUGGGGGCUUGUGCACAUCUUGCAUUAAUCAGCCAGUUGGUAAUCCUUGGAAUGCAGAACAUGAUCAUCAUUAUCAGCACCCUGGAGACAUGAACUAUGUGUCAAACUAUGGAGGCCAGAGACGGGGCAAUCAGAACUGGGGUCAGCAAACUCAGCAUCCAUAUAGACCACCUCAGCCACAGUACAACGCUGGAAGCAUGGGAGGUAUGAGACCUCCCAACAAUAUGACACCUUAUCCAAGGCCACAGGGGUACAACAAUCAGCAGCAAGGGUAUCCCUCACCUCAGCAACAGCAUGGUGGAAGGCAAGAAGAUGGGUUCACUAGACUUGAAGCAAUGAUGCAACAUGUUAUUGGGUCCAAUGCAAAAAUAAAUGAAAGAGUAGAUGCACAGGACGCAGCAAUCAAAAAUAUUGAAGUGCAAUUGGGCCAAAUUUCAAUGUCUCUGAACAAUCGUCCUCAAGGGACAUUACCUACAGACACCCAGAUUAAUCCAAAAGAUCAGGCCCAAAGCAGCUGA